Nasonia vitripennis (jewel wasp) is the source of this 1575-nucleotide messenger RNA. RefSeq lists its product as uncharacterized. The transcript has a single exon. The record is from RefSeq and is a predicted model, not a curated record. The coding region runs from base 213 to 1418 and encodes 401 amino acids. NCBI's taxonomy places the organism in Eukaryota, Metazoa, Arthropoda, Insecta, Hymenoptera, Pteromalidae.
UACAAAAAACACCUCAUUUAAGAUUUUACCUCCGAGCCACAUCAAUGACUAAACAUAAACAAGUAUUUAGUAAUCAUUUAUCCUUAUCGAAGCUUUGCGAGUUUCAUUUUAUUCGGAGAUAAGACUACGUCUGAAUCAAGAGAUAUCCGCACGAGGCAGGCAGUUUAAUAGUGCAUUCUUUAUGAAGAUAGUAUCCUCGGUUGCUUAGAAAUAUGGCGUUGGGUAAGAGAAUUGAAGUUCUCGAGAAAAAUGUCCAACUUGCUAUGGCCAAUGCAGUUGGUCCUGAAGUGCAGAUUGUCGAUUACAAACUUCGACCUUACUCAGAAGUGAAAGAAGGAUACGUUGCUGUUCACUACGCACUUGCGGUAAAUUACAAAUUACCCAAUAAUGCGCAAGUUCAAGUUUACCAUUUCUUCCUAAAGACAGCACACUCUUUAGACGUGGAAAAUGCAGAAGCUUUAGUAUUUCAAGAUAGUUUGCCGUUCCCGAGAGAAGUCAAUUUUUUCAAUAAAAUCAUUCCAUCUAUGUUGAAACACUUGAAAGGUGACUCCUUCGCCCCGAAAUGUUGGCUAGCAAUGAAGGAUAUGCUAUUUUUUGAAGACCUUGGGCUGAUCGGCUACUCUACAUCAAAAUUAAAAGUUCAGGACUACAGUAGUUUGAAGUGUCUAACAUCAACUCUUGGCCGAUUUCACGCAUCCUCCCUUUUGGCAGAGGCGGAGCUUGGAAAGCCUUUGAAUCAAGUGGAUCCAGAAAUUUUCGAGGAUGUCAUGUUUCUGCAGGAUAAAACAUUCUUGGGGGGAUUUCUAAACACUACUUUGACGAUGGUAGCCGAUCUAGUCAAGCUAUUUGGUUUCAAAUCUCCGAAUAUAGAUAAGUUACGUGACUUUCUUAUCGCGGCUGCAAAGCCUUCGCCAAAUAAAAUCAACGUGAUCAAUCACGGAGAUCUUUGGAAAAACAAUUACAUGCUGAACGCUGGUAAUCCACAAAAGUGCAUUUUGGUCGAUUAUCAAUGCCUUCGAUAUGCGUCUCCGGUUAUCGACUUGAAGAUGAUGUUGUACAUAAACUGUACUCCGGAGCAGCGGAAAAUGCAUGAACGCGAACUAAUCGAACACUAUCAUUCGGAGUUCUGCACGACACUCGAGCAAAGUGAUUUGAGUUUGAGAAUACCCGAGUUUGAAGAGAUUUGGAAAACCUAUGAAGAAUACAAACUUUUCGGUGUCACCUUCGCAGCUAUGUACUUACCGGGUUUGCUCAUGCCAGAAAGUGUACUGGGUAAAAUUCUGGGAGACCCGGUCAGUUUUAAGAGAUACGUUUUUGAAAAUAGGUCGGAAUUUGUCGUACCGCUAGUGAACAGUAAUCCAGAAUACGGAAGCGCAAUCAAGGAAAUCAUUCGGGAUCUUGUAGAAGUCGCCACAUAACCAAUUGCAGUACGUUGUAUGAGAUUACAAGAAAAAUGUCGAAGCUGUGUUUGAAAAAAAUGUAUUGCAAGAUUGAAUAAUAUGUAUUAUUUUCAAACUGUAUUCGUCAAUAAUUUUUGUACAAUAUUUAGACAAGUAAAAAAUAUUGUUUGCGUUG